Aspergillus costaricaensis CBS 115574 is the source of this 810-nucleotide messenger RNA. RefSeq lists its product as uncharacterized. The transcript has a single exon. Bases 135 to 623 code for a protein of 162 amino acids. The record is from RefSeq and is a predicted model, not a curated record. Lineage: Eukaryota; Fungi; Ascomycota; Eurotiomycetes; Eurotiales; Aspergillaceae.
AUUCCGUGGCUCAGAUCCAUACAGAAAAAAAUAUCUACCAUUCUCACACUCGUUCUUCAAUCUUAAAUACCACUACUAUCUUCAACCCACACCCAUCCUCACCAAAUCCACUCACUAAUACCACCACCACCACCAUGUCCGUGACCACCACCUCAACCGGCACCGCCGCCUCCGCCUCCUCCACCUGCAUCAACAAGCUCUACGACAUCCCCGUCAAAGAUGCCGCCUGCGCCAUGCCCAUGCGCAACAACAACUCCGCAAUCAUGAGCAGCUGCUGUGGCUCCGCCUCCAUCGUCUCCUACGACAGCUGCGACUACUACUGUCUGGCUCAGGACCAGACCGUCGGUACCCUGGCCGAAUGUCUCAUCAAGGCCUCCGAGGCUGGUGAGGUCUGGUGUAACACUAACGCCAACGCUACUGCUACCGGUAGCGUUCCUACUACUGGCGCUGGCACUAUCGUCUCGACUGCUACUGCUACUGGUGGCUCGUCUAGCACGGGUUCCAGCACUUCGAGCGGUUCGUCGGCUUCUUCGACUAGUGGGGCUGGUGUGGCGGUUACGAAGAAGAGUGUGGGUGUGUUGGCGCUGUUGUUCUUUGGGUCGACUGCGGGUUUCUUGUUGUAGGGGAUUAAUAUGAGGAAUUUAUACUAUUUAGGGGUGGUGCAGAUAUGUGGGUUUGGGGGGUUUAGAUGGCAUACUAUAGUAUAGAGCAGAGCAGGCUUGUACAGUAACUUGGGGAAAAGAUCGUCUUGAUUGAACCAUUUUGCUAGCGGAAGUCCGUCCUUCUUAGCAUUACUUUGAUCUUUCAUUU